CUUUUUUUUUCCUCUCUCUCUCUUUAUUAUUGUAAAUAGUUAAUAGAAGGAAUCAAUAGAAUGAAAUUUUUUAAAACUGUACAUACAUUUGAUUAUGAAUGGAGUCUAGUGUCUGCUGCACAAUGGCAAAAAUAUCCUAACGAUCUUUGUCCUCAUGUUCAACAUGUUGAUGUUUUAAAUAGAACUGUAGAUCCUAAAACAGGCAUUCUUACAACAGAAAGACUUAUUACAGUCAAACAAAAUGUGCCUAAAUUUAUUUUAAAGAUUAUGGGUGCUAAUGAAACUCAGUUUGUUCGCGAAGUUUCAACUAUUGAUCCUAAAGCUAAAACAUUCAGAUUAACAAGUCAAAACCUUUCCUUACGUAAUAUCAUGAAGUGUAAUGAAGAAAUCUCAUAUACCGUCUCUCCCGAGGAUUCUGAAAAGACACAAUUUACUCAACAAGCCACUUUGACAGUUGGAAGCUUUCUUAAAAGAUGGGAAAAUGUGAUUGAAGAUUUCUCUCUCAAACGAUUUCAACAAAACGCUCAAUCUGGUCGAGAAGGCUUUUUAAAUGUAUUAGAAAAAUUCGUUGUGAUGGCUGAAGCUGCUAAACAAGAAAGGCCCAACUCGACAAGUUAAAAGAAAAAGAAAAAAUUUCAUAUGAUAAUUUACCCCGCCUUUUAUUUUUUUUUUUUUUUUUCAUUUUUUAUUUUUUCCAUCUCCACGAUUUGACUUAUUUAUUUUUAUUAUCAUUAUUUACUGUGUACCAUUUUCUGUUGUUGUGACUUGAUCAUUUCUUUCAACUUACGGAAUUUUAAAAUUUGUUUGCAUAGAGUUGUAGUUUUAUACUUUGUUAUAAAUCAAUAAUAAGGAACAUUACAUGUUUAUAAAAAAAAAAAAUAGCGUCUUUUCUCCCUUUUAA
Messenger RNA from Cokeromyces recurvatus, 901 nucleotides. RefSeq names its product PRELI-like family-domain-containing protein. Bases 61 to 618 code for a protein of 185 amino acids. Gene Ontology annotation, biological process: phospholipid transport. The record is from RefSeq and is a predicted model, not a curated record. The transcript has 3 exons. Lineage: Eukaryota; Fungi; Mucoromycota; Mucoromycetes; Mucorales; Mucoraceae. Gene Ontology annotation, cellular component: mitochondrial intermembrane space. Gene Ontology annotation, molecular function: phosphatidic acid transfer activity.